UUUCUCCCUCUCUCUCUCUCUCCCCCCUCCCUUCCCUUCCCUUGUAUCAUCGAUUCAACAGUUUUUCUUCUUCUUCUUUUGGUUUGGGGUUCUGAUUGAUCUUCGAGCUGCUGCUCCGCUCCCCAACCCAAAAAAUUUCAGAUUUUCUUUCUCCUUAAGCCCUUAGCGCUUCUCUCUUCAGCGCAAACCCUUGUGCCUUGCAGAAGAAGUAGAUAUUAUCGUGAGAAAGCGAGUUGGAAGCUCUGGGGUGGUGAUUAUGAUGAUGCAGCAUAUAAGAAGGUCCGUGGGAUCCACCAAGAGCCGGUGGUCUGUUCUUCUCAGACCCCAGAAUGCGUUGUCUUCUCCCGCCCACCUAUCUGAUUCGGCCAGAGGAAGCACUCCCACCACCAAUUUGGUCCGAAGGUUACCAGUCCUAUUUAACUCUGCUUCUGUAAGAAAUGGUUUAGCUGGUGCAGGCCAAAUUUCUAAGGAAGUACUUGGAGCCGAAGUUCCUGCGUGGAAGUGUCCAAGUAGACUCUAUUCUUCAUCACUUCAACUUGCAGAACACAGUAUGGAAAGUAACAGGAGUUUUGUUUCUAUUCGAACGUUUGCAUCGAGAGCUUCGAAUAAAAAGGGCCAAACCGAGUCAGAGACUAGGAAGGAAAUAUCUAAAGUUGAAGAUCCCUUUGAUGCUCCCACCUAUAAUAUCCCUGAGAAACCAGUCACAUUCGUAGAGGGGGCUUCAUACAGCUUCAUCAUAGUCAUUGGUCUCGGAAUUGCUGCAGCUGCUGCAUAUGCUGUUUUCAAUGAGCUUGUAUUUCAACCAAAAGAGUAUAAAAUUUUCAACAAGGCUCUUAAGAGGAUUCAAGACGACGCUCAGGUUAGGGUGAGGAUUGGUUCGCCGAUCACAGGCUAUGGUCAAGAAAGCAGGAAUCGUGCUGCUCGCCAGAGAAUACCUCAUAGAAUUUGGACUGAUGAAGAUGGUGUAGAGAAUAUUGAGGUCAAUUUCUACAUUCGGGGACCUCAAGGAGCGGGGAAAGUUUUUUGCCGCAUGUUCAAGGACAAAGUGGAGAAGGACUGGAAGUUCACGAGUUUAAUAGUGCACAUUAUGUCCCCUUCCCCUGCGCAACUGUUGUUGGAGUCUUAUGUUCCGACGUGAAGAGAGAUUGUGUACAAGAGUUAGCCAGACGAGCAUUAGAUCCCUUUGUUCUCUGUUUUGUGUUUGAUUGAUCAUUGUGGAGCAUUUCCAUGAAAGCUAAGCUACUGUCUCAAAUUUGAGGUAAUUUUCAUAUUUCUGCUCCACUUGGUUUCAGAGGUAUCUUUUUCUUGAUAAAUCUCCGUAGGAGUUUUUUUUUUUUUUUUUUUUCCUUUCCUUGAGGUAAUUUUCAUUUUUGAUCUAAAAUGUAACGCCCGGAAUGUGCUGGAAAUACCCACCACUGAGGUGCAAAGACAGAUUCUUCAAAGAUGGGAUAUAUCUGUUUAAGUUCUGACAUUUUUGCUA
This is a messenger RNA of Punica granatum (pomegranate), 1480 nucleotides long. The record is from RefSeq and is a predicted model, not a curated record. Lineage: Eukaryota; Viridiplantae; Streptophyta; Magnoliopsida; Myrtales; Lythraceae.